Cyprinus carpio (common carp) is the source of this 7818-nucleotide messenger RNA. RefSeq names its product RPTOR independent companion of MTOR, complex 2 a. Gene Ontology annotation, molecular function: protein serine/threonine kinase activator activity. Gene Ontology annotation, cellular component: TORC2 complex. The record is from RefSeq and is a predicted model, not a curated record. NCBI's taxonomy places the organism in Eukaryota, Metazoa, Chordata, Actinopteri, Cypriniformes, Cyprinidae. Gene Ontology annotation, biological process: positive regulation of phosphatidylinositol 3-kinase/protein kinase B signal transduction; TORC2 signaling.
GGGGGAGCGGUCAAACCUCGCGAGAGGUUGCGAGAGUUCCGGUGUUGUGAUGAUGAACGUCCCUGCCAACAUGGCGGUCAGCAUCCGCGGCCGUCCGACCCGGAGUGUACGGAUGAGAGGUCGGAAUGACAGCGGGGAGGAGAAUGUACCGUUGGAUCUUACGCGGGAGCCCUCAGAUAACAUGCGUGAGAUCCUUCAGAACGUCGCCAAAUCUCACGGGGUUUCCAACAUGAGGAAGCUUGGCCACCUGAACAACUUUGUUAAGCUCCUGAACAGUGUAAGUCACUGUGAAGAGAGAUUAGGAUUUACAUAUGAGGAAAUCAUCAUUUGUCUGCGCGUGGCGUUGCUGAAUGAGGUGAAGGAGGUUCGGGCUGCGGGUUUGAGAGCACUAAGGUAUCUGAUCCAUGACAGCAGUGUCCUCCAGAAAGUUCUUCAGCUGCAGGUGGAUUACCUGAUCUCCAGGUGUAUUGACAUCCAGCAGAGCAACGAGGUGGAGAGAACUCAAGCCCUCAGACUGGUCAGAAAGAUGAUAACAGUGAACGCAGAGCUCUUCCCCAGCUCUUUGACAAACUCUCUGAUCGCGGUGGGGAACGAUGGGCUGCAGGAGAGAGAUCGCAUGGUUCGAGCCUGCAUCGCCAUCAUUUGUGAACUUGCACUGAAGAACCCCAAGAUUGUGGCACAGCGGGGAGGUUUGAGCACCAUCCUGAAAAACGUCAUCGACUGUCAGCUGAGCCGCAUCAACGAGGCCCUGAUCACCACCAUACUGCACCUGCUCAAUCACCCGCACACACGCCAGUACAUACGUGCUGAUGUUGAACUGGAGCAAAUCCUAGCACCUUACACAGACUUUCACUACAGACACAGCCCUGACACAGCAGAGGCACAAAUCAAAGAGGACAGAGAAGCUCGUUUUUUAGCCAGUAAAAUGGCCAUCAUUGCAGCCUUCCGCUCGUGGUCAGGUAUUAUCAACCUGUGUAAAUCAGGGAACUCAGGGGUCCAGUCUUUGAUAGGCCUGCUCUGUAUACCAAACAUGGAAGUCAGGAAAGCCUUAUUAGAAGUCAUGUACGAGAUCUUCAGGUUGCCUGUUCCUUUAGUGACAGGAGAUUUUGAGGAAGCCCUGCACAGCGUGGACCCCAGCAAGUUUCAGGACAGCUGGAGACUUUCUGAUGGGUUUGUUGCUGCAGAAGCCAAAGUCAUAUUGCCUCACAGAGCACGAUCUAGACCAGACCUCAUGGACAACUACCUGGCACUACUGCUGUCUGCCUUUAUCAACAGUGGACUACUGGAGGGUCUGGUGGAGGUGGUGACCAGCAGUGAUGGGCAGAUAUCAGUGAGAGCCACCAUACUGCUCGGAGAACUUCUGCACAUGGCCAAUACGAUUCUUCCUCACUCUCACAGUCAUCAUCUGCACUGUCUGCCCACGCUAAUCAACAUGGCUGCUUCCUUUGACAUCUCUCAGGAGAAACGGCUGCGUGCCAGUGCAGCUGUGAACCACCUAAAGCGUUUCCACGAAAAGAAACGGCGUGGCCCCCAACCUUACAGUCUUUACCUGGAUCACAUCCUGCGCAGGACGUCCAACUCCACUCACAAGAGAGAGCAGCACCAGCGUCCACAGAAGGACAUCUAUAUCAUGAAGGACACUGAAGAGGCACUGAUGAUGAACUUGAGGGACAGUCAGAUCCUCAAUCACAAACAGAACCUGGACUGGAACUGGAUUCUGAUCAUCACUAUACUGAAGUGGCCAAAUGUGAACCUCAGAAACAACAAGGACGAGCAGAUGCACAAGUUUGUGAGGAGGUUGCUGUAUUUCUAUAAGCCCAGCAGUAAGCUGUACUCGGCUCUGGAGGUGGAUCACGCCAAAGCCAGACAGCUGACGGUCGCGGGCUGCCAGUUUAACCAGUUCCUCUUGGAUUCGGAGGACGACGGUCAGGCGUAUUUAGAGGAGCUUGUGAAGGAUAUCGUCCAGUGGCUCACAUCCUCUUCUGGGCUUAAGUCUGAACGUAGUCUCCAUAGCAACGGCCUCCUCAGCACCCUCAGUCAGCACUACUUCCUGUUUCUGGGAACUCUGUCUGCACAGCCGGCUGGAGUAAAAAUGCUGGAGAAAUGUGGCGUUUUCCAGUGUCUGUUGAGCUUGUGCUCAGUGAAAAAUCAGGAUCACCUGCUGAAACUCACGGUCUCCACUCUGGACUACAGCCGAGACGGACUCGCACGAGUCAUUCUGUCCAAGAUCCUCACAGCGGCCACCGAUAACUGCCGUCUGUACGCCACCAAACACCUGCGCGUGCUGCUGCGCGCUAAUGUUGAGUUCUUCAGUAACUGGGGGAUGGAGCUGCUUGUCACACAGCUGCAUGACCACAACAAAACCGUCUCCAUGGAAGCGCUGGACAUCCUGGACGAAGCCUGUGAAGAGAAGGCCAACCUGCACGCUCUGAUCCACAUGAAACCUGCUCUGUCUCACCUGGGAGAGAAGGGCCUUCUGCUGCUGUUGAGGUUCCUGUCCAUCCCAAAAGGCUUCUCUUUCCUCAAUGAAAGAGGCUAUGUCAGCAAACAGCUGGAUAAAUGGCAGAAGGUGUAUAAUCUGAAGUAUGUGGACAUGAUUGAGGAGCAGUUGAAUGAAGCUCUCACAACAUACCGCAAACCUGUCGACGGAGACAACUACGUCCGCCGCAGCAACCAAAGGUUACAGAGGCCAAAUGUGUUUCUCCCUGUGCAUUUAUAUGGACAGUUGGUCCAUGAUAAAACCGGCUGCCUGCUGCUGGAAGCUCAGGGUGUUAUCCCAGAUCUUAGCUACACAGUCCGUUCUCCAGUGUUGGAUAAAUGGGAGGGCAUUAAACAGCUGAAGGCAGCGCUGUGGGCUCUGGGCAACAUUGGCAGCUCAAACUGGGGUCUGAACCUCCUACAAGAGGAGAACGUGAUUCCAGAUAUUAUUGCUCUGGCUCAGCACUGUGAGGUUCUGUCCAUACGUGGUACGUGUGUGUAUGUGCUGGGUGUGAUCAGCCGCACGCGACAGGGCAGUGAUGUGCUGAAGGCUUUGGGAUGGGACUCUGUCCGGCACAGCCGCAGGCAGCAGUGGCCCGUCGUCCCUGAUGAAGUGGACGCUCCGCUGCCCAGCGAACUGUCAUCUGUGCCCAGCACGCUCAGCCUUAACUCGGAGUCCACCAGCUCACGCCACAACAGCGAGAGUGAAAGUCAGCCCAGUUUGUAUUUCAUGGACGAUGACCGUGAGGGUUUGGACAUGUAUGAGGACUCUUCUCUACCCAUACACAAAAAAAACAAAUUACAGAACCCCCUUCACCACCCCAACAACAAGGGACGGAGCCCCAGUGACACUAAAAUCACGACAAACGCGGGAAAAUCCUUCGAGGAGCUCCGGAAACCCACUCCCUGUCUCUCCACGCGGGAAAAUCCUUCGAGGAAGAAGGGACGGAGCCCCAGUGACACUAAAAUCACGACAAACGCGGGAAAAUCCUUCGAGGAGCUCCGGCUCAUGCGGCGCAACCGGACCAUAACAGAACCCUCGAGCUACUCUCCAGGCCACUCGGGGCAGAACGAGGUCUUUUAUAAUGGCGGUCGCAUGCCUCGCAGCCCAACGGUCAGCCUCGAGACUUCGUUUGUGGGUAUUAAAGCACUAGCAGAGCCGUAUGGCACAGAGGGAUGCUCGGAAUUGGAAGGCAGAGGUCAACAUAAGGCCGUGACCCCGGGUGAUGGCCAGAGGGAGCGGAGCAGCAGGGAGCGUUUGACUUGUGACAGUGCAUCUGUACUGCCCGGCGGCGGCACGUUUAAGAGCCGCAGUCAUAGCUUUAACACAGACACGACCACCAGUGGCAUCAGCUCCAUGAGCUCCUCCCCCUCCCGAGAGCCCGCCUCCUCCAUCGCCAUGGAUACGGACUGCGCCAGCCUCAACACGGUGGUCAGCGCCAAAACUGUAAAAAUGCAACACUCGCUCAGUCCUCAGUCCAAGCACAAUCACAUCCUGUUGUCCAAGUCUAAUUCCACCUCACUGGUUCUUCCCGGGUCGGCGCACACGCUGCCGCGCAGGGCACAGUCGCUGAAGUCACCCUCCGUGGCCACCAUCAAGAGCCUGGUGGACUGCAGCUACAUCUACACGAGCCCGCGUGAUGCGCUGGGAUACGCCACGCUGAAGCGCCUGCAGCAGCAGAGGAUCCACCCGUCUCUCUCACACAACGAAGCGCUGGCGUCUCCCGCUAAAGACGUGCUGUUUACAGACACCAUCACCAUGAAAACACGCAGCCUCGACUCCCGGCUCACGCCACGCAGUGGGUGUGCUUGUGUUCACUCUCCUCUCAGGUUCUUGAAAGCUCUGAGUUUUGCGUCUCUGGAUAAGGAGGACUUGUUGAGUCCGAUCAAUCACUUCACCCUGCAGCGCUCCUCUUCCCUGCGCUCCAUGGUCUCUAGCGCCACCUUCGGCUGCAGUGAGGACUACAUCGGCCUGGCGCUGCCCCUGGACAUCAACCACAUGUUUCAGAUUAAAGAAACAUCAUAUUUCCAGAAGAGAACAAGCCCCCCUGCUGGAGAAAAAUCAUCCAAGUUUCUUUUUGGAGAAUGUGAUGAACUGUGUGGUGGUCCUCCACUGAAGCCGCAGAUGAGUAUCACAGAGCUGUUAAACAGCAGCCGGUCGGAGCAGCACCACCUGCUGGGCGCUGAUGAGAGUACAGGUCUACAGGAGCACACGGAGCACAACUGCCUCUACUGCUGCGCCAUCACCGUCCUCGGCUCACACACACACAGCCACCUGAACAACACACACACACGCACAGAUCUGUCUGAUGGUUUCUCUCAGUGGCACAGCCAGCCUUCCCAUAAUCACCUGGAGGUGGUCACACAGUCCAAGUUCUCGGGGAUCUCGGGCUGCAGCGACGCGGCCGUCAGUCAGGGUUCGGCCAGCAGCACUCCCAGCACAGAGCUCAUCCUGGGUGGAAAGGCGAUAUCUGAGGACGGCCCGGCCUGCAGAGUUCUGUUGAGGAAAGAGGUUCUGCGACUCGUCAUCAACCUCAGCUCUUCAGUCGGCACCAAAGGACACGAAACCGGACUGCUCACGAUUAAAGAGAAGUUUCCGUUCACGUUUGAUGACAUCUGCCUGUACUCCGAGGUCUCCUUCCUGCUGGCCAACUGCAUGUUUCGUCUGGCCUCCCGCCGCUUCAUCCAAGAGCUCUUCCAGGAUGUGCAGUUCAUUCCGUUGUAUGAUGAAGCUGAAGCGGUGCUGAAUAAACCAUCGCAACCUGUCCCGGUGGACACUGAGGAGUCUUGAUACCUCCGUCAGCUCCGCUAUCCCAUCACCUCACCUCACCUCCCAUCCUCCCAUACGGCACAGAGAGACACGCUUCAGGAGGACGAGGAAGUCAGGCUGCGGCUGGAGGAGAGGAAUACCGAAACAAGCCCUUGGACUUCAGACGGUUUACCAGAAAACACAGUCAGACUGUGAAACAGGUGAACCGGAGAGCUGCACAUGGUCCGAACAAUACGGACGUACGUGUUUACAAAGAACGAUCUAAACGAAAUGCUGUUUACACUUCAAGAGUGCCAGAUGCACGGAUCAGAUAGCCGGUUUACUGCACUGGUGUUUGUACAUAUCCACCCCGUCCCAAUAUUUCAAAAGAUCACGCAAGCACUACAAAGAAUUCAGCUCGACUGAUUUGACUGAAUGAAUUCAGGACUUCCAGAACUGAAAGAGCGGGCGAAACAUUCAUCACAUUUGUACUAUUUAUUUGUUUCUUUUCUUUUGUACGCGUGUGUUUGGAUUUUUUAUGACCUCCAGACAAUCAGAAUCCAGUGUUUUGGGGGAAAAAAACGAUGUUUGCGAUAUGCAAACACUUAGCGUCACACAUCUUUGGUUGGAAAUCUGUCAUCCGCGUACCGUCUCGGUAGGAAAUUCUCUUCCAAAAGACGCAGGCGAAGCGCAUGCGAGCACUGAUACACACACUCACACACACUCGAUCGCAGAGCUAGUUUGACUCCUGACAGUCUGGAUGUUUUCAGGUUGAAUCUCACCAAAGCUGUCCAGAUCACGUCCAGAUCGUAUUUCACCGGAUUUCUCUUUACUGUAAAGCCCAAUUUUGAGAAAUAUGCUUGAUUGUCAUAAUGCAUAAGAUUUUAAUGGAAAAAUGAAUUGCAUUUUUUGUAAUCUGAUUUUAGAGUGAGAAGUGACCCAGACCUGUGUGAGGUUCACCCAGUGAUUUGGAUUCUGUUGAUUACAACAGAAAAUCAUUUUGACUGUGUAAACAGUCCAGAGGAUGCAUUCAAAUAUUAAGCCCAUUUAGGACCAUUAAUGUUUUUUUUGUUUGUUUGUUUGUUUUUGUUACAAUUGAGGACAUUUCUAUUAAAUAUUCUGUGGGGGGAAAAAUUAGAAAAAAAGUUCUGAACACAUAAUGUUAGUAUUAAUAAUUAAUGAUUUAAUAAUAAUAAAAAAAAUAGUAAUUUACUUUUAAUAAGUUAUGUGUGAAAAUCACUUGAGAAUAAUGGGAAUUACAACGCGAUUUGACUAUUUUGGGAGCAAAAUAUGCUUAUUUUUAACAUUGCACUAAAAGUUAUAAUACUAGUCCUAAAAACCGGCUGAAUUUUCUUUAUGCAAAAUACAUACUUUUUACUUUUUAGUUUGUUUUUCAUUCUGAAAUGUUCAUGACCGUUUAAGCACAUUUGCGUUGCGAAUUCUCAUAAUUUGUAAAAUAUUAAUUAACAUAAUAGUAGUAUUUGUUGUACUACAUUGAUGCUGAUAAAAUCAAAACAUUUAAAUAUGGGGAGCAAAAUGUGCUUAAUUUUCCUGACAAUUAAAUCAAUGCAAAAUAAAAGUCCUAAAACAGGCUUAAUUUCCUUUUAUUUUUUUUAUUUUUUUUGCAUUCUGAAAUUUUCAUGACAGUUAAGCACAUUUCUCUUCCAAAUUCAUGUAAUUGUAAUGCUAACACAUGAUAGCAAAAUUUAAUAUACUGAUAAUAAUAAUAAUAAUAUAUAUUUGAAAAUAAUAAAAUGUGCUUAAUUGUCAUGACAGUUAUGUCACAAUGCAAAAUAAUAUUCCUAAAAACAGGCUUAAAUUUUUUAUAAAAUGUAUAUUUUUUUGUUAUUUUACUCAAAAUGAUUUUCUCUUGUAAUCGACAACAUUCGCCAAUGCUCUGGAUAGUGAACCUUGUGUUGAACCUGGAAUAUUUCUUCAAUAAGCUGCCAGAGCACUGGUUUAGAAAGAGUUCAAGUAUUAUCUUGAGGUGUUGUCUGAAUAUUGCUCGCGUUUCCCUUCACAUCGCCUUUGAAAUGCAUUUAAUCCCAGUGUGUUUCCUCAAGCGUGCACUGAAGCGUCUGACUUGUUAAAACACUGGUAUUCAGAUCUUCUUCCGAUCGUAGCAGUCUUGUAGUAAGCCAUAGUUUUUGCAUUGAUGUUCUCGAUGUGUCCCUGAUGUUCACACAAAGCACUGAUCGAAUCCAUCCUUCCUGUUCUCCUGAAACCGUGUGUAAGAUUGCAUGCUGAAUUGACACAAACCCAGUUGCUUAUUUAUUAACUGCAAGACCUUUUGUUAAUGUGUCUCAGCGCUGCUGCUACUGCCUUCAACUGACUGCGAUCUGAUUGGCUGAAGAGAGAGUGCCAUGGCUUUCGCCUGGGCUACGGAUCUGUACCAUUGUGGUGUGAGACAGAAAUGAGAUGAAAAAAUAUAGAUUUAUAUUUUUCCUAAAAGAUGAAAUUGUGAGAGAUGGUGUAAUUUAAAGGACUUUUGUUUUUUUGCCUGAGUUGUGGUUUCCCUUGUAAAGUGUGUACAGUGUGUUUUUGGAAAAAUCAAAGGGAUAUAUGAUUAAAGAGGAAAACUCAUGAGUGCA